GAUUCCCACUGUUGCUAACGUCCUGAAUUCCGGUUGCCCGGUGGAGGUUGACCAGCUUGAUUCAGUCUCCAAUUGCAGCUUGACGCCUUUACCCAAUUCUCGUCUCGCAUACAUUGCCGAUUACAGUAUGCACCCUCUCAGUCGCUAUGCUCGAGCAAAGCCAGAUUUCAAGCGGCUGGGGGACAGAUGCCCAGAGCUGGCACCUUUUGUCAAAGCUUCUGAGACUGGAUAUGCAGCCAUCGACUUUGCUGAUCCCGCUGCAUUAAGAGCGUUGACGAAAGCCUUGUUGAAGCAUGACUGGGAUCUGGACGUUGAUUUGAGAGACGACCGACUCUGUCCAACUAUCUCGAACCGGCUUGAUUAUGCUUUGUCCGUGUUGGACCUCGAACCGUUUCUCAAUUGUAUCCCGGGUUCAAGCAGUACCUCGAAAGGCCCUUCGCAGCCUGAUAGAGGACAUCAGCUCAGAAUCCUCGACAUUGGAACAGGACACAUCGCGGUAUAUCCACUCUUACUGCAUCGAUUGCGUUCCGACGCAGCCAUUACAGGCACCGACGUCAACGAUAUCUCGUUGCAACACGCUCAAUCAAUCUUGGAGCGCAAUCAGAUCUCCAAAGAGUCCAUCAAGCUCUUGAGAGCCGAUUCGAAUGGAGACAUACUGUUUGCGCUUCGUGACCAGUCUCAUGACAUCGUUAUGUGCAACCCUCCUUUCUACGCUUCAGAAGAGGAGAUGAAGCAGAAUACGGAGUUGAAGAAUCCAUCCAACAAUGCUGUUGUGACUGCAGCUGCCAACGAGUCUAUCUGUCCCGGUGGCGAGGUCGACUUUGUUAGCCGAAUGAUUUCCGAGUCAACUAGGUUGUCAGACAAGGCACAAUGGUUCACAAGCCUUAUUGGCAAAUACUCAUCUCUGACUCCCCUGGUAGAUUUGAUUAAGUCCUUCAAGAUCGACAACUACUUCAUCAAAUCUAUCAAGCAAGCCAAGACAAGUCGGUGGAUCAUCGGGUGGUCAUACAGCGAGAUCAGGCUCCCUGAUUCAUUGACUCUACCGGAGACGAUAAUGCCCAAUACAUCUUAUGCUCGUCUAUUACCGGCUCCAAAUCGACUCACCCAUAGGCCUCUCCAGCCGCCACUUGCCAUUGAGCUUCUCCGCGAAACUAUGAUGCCCGUCCUCUUGGAGUGUCAACUCGAUCCAAAUUCCAGUGCUCAGGCGGAAGAACAAGAAGAUGGUACCCUGAAUCUUUCUCCGAGAGGCAAUACGUGGUCACGGGCUGCUCGACGUCAGGCCGCCAGGGAGAAUGCUCAAAACAGCAUGGCCAUCGAUGAAAAGGCCCCGCAGGUCGCAGGACCGGUCAUACGGAUGAGGCUCUCUUUCUUACCACCAACUCCUCUAACCUCCGAGGGUACGCAAACACAACUUACCGACAGGGCAACGGGGGACUCUUCACAUGCAAUAGAUGAUGCUUCCAGCGAGCCAGCGCCGGCUUCAACUGCGAAUGGAGACUCGACCGGGACAACCUCACAAGGUGCGACUCUCGCUCUAGAUUGGCUACAAGGCAAAGAUAGAGCGCUGUUCGAAUCCUUCUGGAAGUUUUUACUGACCAAAGGCAAUCUGUUGGGCAAGCAGGGGGGGUCAGAGACUGCUGGAGGAGAGAAACGAUCUGCGGCGGGACCAGACUCUCAUGCGGGUCGCGACGCAGGUAGCGGCGGCAACAGAGGCGGCUUCAGAGGUCGGAUACGGAUCGGCUUUGCAGCUCGAGGAACCAGAGGAGGCGGUGGAAGCAGAGGGAGGGGUGAAGGCAGGGAUUCUGGCUGGGGGAGAGAUCAGGGAUGAGGCGACUGCCUGGAGACGUAAAUGAGUAUAAUUUUUGUGCAGUAAGGACUACUGCCGAAUGCAAGCACAAC
Molecule: messenger RNA, 1899 nt
Organism: Kockovaella imperatae
Lineage: Eukaryota; Fungi; Basidiomycota; Tremellomycetes; Tremellales; Cuniculitremaceae
Exons: 11
Coding region: 128-1828 (566 amino acids)
Biological process (GO): rRNA base methylation
Cellular component (GO): nucleus
Molecular function (GO): 23S rRNA (adenine(1618)-N(6))-methyltransferase activity
Source: RefSeq, a predicted model, not a curated record